AUGAAGUCUGCAUUGUAUUUGUGUUUGUUACUUCUUGGACUUCAAGUCCAGGGUCAACAUGGAUCCAAUCUCGAUGAACAGCAGGAACAAAAAAUACCCCAUUCCCCAGAAGACCAUUUCCAGGCUGAAGGUGAAAAUUUGGCUCAUGUCAAGAUAGCCGCCAGCAAUGCUGACUUUGCAUUUAGGUUUUACAAGCAGGUCAGAGAGGAGGUGGGCAACAAGAACAUUUUCUUCUCUCCUUUGAGCAUCUCCACUGCCUUUGCAAUGCUCUCCCUGGGGGCCAGAUCGAACACGCUCAGUCAGCUGCACAAGGGCCUCGCCUUCAACCUGACAGAGAUAGAGGAGCAGGAGAUCCAUGAGGGAUUUCAGCGUCUCCUCCAACUGCUGAACGACCCUCACCGGGAAGUCCAGUUGAGCAUGGGCAAUGCCCUGUUCAUAGACGAUCGACUGAAACUGCUCCAAAAAUUUUUGGAUGAUGUCACAAAUUUGUAUUAUUCUGAAGCUAUUUCUAGUAACUUCCAGAAUCCUCCAGAGGCUACAAAGGAAAUCAAUAACUACAUAGAAACAAAAACCCAUGGGAAAAUAGUUGAUUUACUCAAGAGUCUUGAUUCAGGCACCGUGAUGGUGCUGGUUAACUACAUUUUCUUUAAAGGCUACUGGGAAAGACCUUUCAACAAUUUGGCCACCAGAGACGAUGACUUCUUGUUGGAUGCCAAGAAUUCUGUUAAGGUCAAAAUGAUGCAUCAAAACAAAGACUUUAAUAUCCAUAGGGAUGAGAAGUUGUCUUGCUGGGUAGUAGAAAUCCCAUACAAAGGAAAUGCUUCUGCAUUGUUUAUUCUGCCUGAUGAAGGGACAAUGAAGCAGGUGGAGGAUGCUCUGCUAAAAGAAACAGUGUCUAACUGGAUGCAAUCACUUGAAAAAAGAAAAAUCUACCUGGACCUUCCAAAAUUCUCCAUCUCUGGCUCCUAUGAUGUUAAGAGCCUGUUUGAGAAAAUGGGUGUGACAGAGGUGUUCAGCAACCAGGCUGAUCUCUCUGGAGUGGCAGAAAAAACUCCUCUGAAGGCUUCCAAAGCAAUUCACAAGGCCAUGGUGGAUGUUAGUGAGAACGGCACAGAGGCUGCUGCAGUGACCAUGAUAGAAUUGGUACCAUUGUCUGCACCAUUUCCUCUUCCUCCUCACAUCAAAUUCAACAGGCCCUUCCUGAUGAUAAUUGUUGACAAAACCACCCACGGCAUCCUCUUCAUGGGGAAAAUUGUGAACCCAGCUGCCAAGGAAGACUAG
Nipponia nippon (crested ibis) is the source of this 1281-nucleotide messenger RNA. RefSeq names its product alpha-1-antitrypsin. Gene Ontology annotation, molecular function: serine-type endopeptidase inhibitor activity. The record is from RefSeq and is a predicted model, not a curated record. Lineage: Eukaryota; Metazoa; Chordata; Aves; Pelecaniformes; Threskiornithidae.